CCGGCCCCGGCACCAGCCCGGCCCCGGUACCGGCCCCGGUACCGGCAGCGGGCCGCCCCCAUGGCGCUGCUCCGCGUCCUCUGCCUCCUCGCCGCUCUCAGACGGGCCGUGGGCACGGACACGGAGGAGCGGCUGGUGGAAUAUCUGCUGGACCCCACCCGCUACAACAAACUGAUCCGCCCGGCCACCAAUGGCUCCCAGCUGGUGACCGUCCAGCUCAUGGUGUCUCUGGCACAGCUCAUCAGUGUGCACGAGAGGGAGCAGAUCAUGACCACCAAUGUCUGGCUGACCCAGGAGUGGGAGGAUUAUCGUCUCACCUGGAAGCCAGAGGACUUUGACAACAUGAAGAAGGUCCGACUGCCCUCCAAGCACAUCUGGCUGCCCGACGUGGUGCUCUACAACAACGCCGACGGGAUGUACGAGGUCUCCUUCUACUCCAACGCCGUCAUCUCCUACGACGGGAGCAUCUUCUGGCUGCCUCCUGCCAUCUACAAGAGCGCCUGCAAGAUCGAGGUGAAGCACUUCCCCUUCGACCAGCAGAACUGCACCAUGAAAUUCCGUUCCUGGACCUACGACCGCACCGAGAUCGAUUUGGUGCUGAAGAGCGAGGUGGCCAGCCUGGACGACUUCACACCCAGCGGCGAGUGGGACAUCGUGGCGCUGCCGGGCCGGCGCAACGAGAACCCCGACGACUCCACCUACGUGGACAUCACCUACGACUUCAUCAUCCGCCGCAAACCUCUCUUCUACACCAUCAACCUCAUCAUCCCCUGCAUCCUCAUCACCUCCUUGGCCAUCCUCGUCUUCUACCUCCCCUCCGACUGCGGCGAGAAGAUGACCCUCUGCAUCUCCGUCCUCCUGGCUCUCACCGUCUUCCUGCUCCUCAUCUCCAAGAUCGUGCCGCCCACCUCGCUGGACGUGCCGCUGGUGGGCAAGUACCUCAUGUUCACCAUGGUGCUGGUGACCUUCUCCAUCGUCACCAGCGUCUGCGUCCUCAACGUCCACCACCGCUCGCCCACCACUCACACCAUGCCCCCCUGGGUCCGCACCCUCUUCCUCCACAAGCUCCCGGCGCUGCUCUUCAUGAAGCAGCCGCGACAGAACUGUGCCCGACAGCGCCUGCGACAGCGCCGGCACCACCAGGACCGCGCCACCGCCGCCGCCACCGCCGCCCUCUUCCUCCAAGGGGGUCCCCGGCUCUGCGCCUGCUACGCCGCCCACCCCGGGGCCGCCAAAGUCGAGGGGCUCAACGGGUACCAGGAGAGGCCGGGGGGGCAAGGGGCGACCCCCACGACCCCCUGCGCCUGCGGGGUGGGGGAGGCGGUGGAUGGGGUGCGGUUCAUCGCCGACCACAUGCGCAGCGAGGACGACGACCAAAGCGUGAGUGAGGACUGGAAAUACGUGGCCAUGGUGAUCGACCGCCUCUUCUUGUGGAUCUUCGUCUUCGUCUGUGUCUUUGGCACCGUCGGCAUGUUCCUCCAGCCCCUCUUCCAGAAUUACACCACCAACUCCCUGCUGCAGCUCGGCCAGGGCACCCCCACCUCCAAAUAGCACCCACCCACCCACCCCGGGGACAGGGAGGGACCCCUCCGACCCCCCCUUUGUGGGAUUUGGGUGUUUGGGUUCCGGGGCGGGCACUGCAAACCCAAUAAAUA
Calypte anna (Anna's hummingbird) is the source of this 1655-nucleotide messenger RNA. It is a transcript of the gene CHRNB2, whose product is annotated as cholinergic receptor nicotinic beta 2 subunit. Gene Ontology annotation, molecular function: transmembrane signaling receptor activity; acetylcholine-gated monoatomic cation-selective channel activity. The record is from RefSeq and is a predicted model, not a curated record. The transcript has 6 exons. Gene Ontology annotation, cellular component: neuron projection; postsynaptic membrane; synapse. Gene Ontology annotation, biological process: signal transduction; chemical synaptic transmission; monoatomic ion transmembrane transport. The coding region runs from base 61 to 1551 and encodes 496 amino acids. NCBI's taxonomy places the organism in Eukaryota, Metazoa, Chordata, Aves, Apodiformes, Trochilidae.